Molecule: messenger RNA, 339 nt
Organism: Pan troglodytes (chimpanzee)
Lineage: Eukaryota; Metazoa; Chordata; Mammalia; Primates; Hominidae
Gene: IGIP
Product: IgA inducing protein
Exons: 1
Coding region: 1-162 (53 amino acids)
Source: RefSeq, a predicted model, not a curated record
AUGUGCAGUUAUUAUCACAUGAAGAAACGCAGUGUGUCGGGCUGUAAUAUUACCAUAUUUGCUGUCAUGUUCUCCCAUCUCAGUGCUGGGAACUCACCAUGUGGAAACCAAGCAAACGUGUUGUGCAUCAGCCGGCUUGAGUUUGUUCAAUAUCAAAGCUGAAAACUAGCGAGGUCUGCUGUACUGCUUAUUGAAGUAUUGUGAUUAUUUUAGGCAUUGAUUCUUACAAAAUAUAUACUGUAACAGUAUACUUUGUACAGAUUUAAAUUUUAUUUGAAAAAAUGAAAUAAAGUAGGCAAAAAAAUAAAGAUGUUUAUUUUUCAUGUGACUGUAUAAUCA